This is a messenger RNA of Ambispora leptoticha, 305 nucleotides long. The record is from the annotation of a GenBank genome assembly. Lineage: Eukaryota; Fungi; Glomeromycota; Glomeromycetes; Archaeosporales; Ambisporaceae.
GAGAGAAUAUUGCUUUACCAAAAGAUGCGGAUGAAAUUGAAAAAAUUAAAUACACUAUUAGUCAAAGCAUCUUAAAUUAUCAGUUUGAAACUAAUAAACCUUUAACUGUCAUAGCCGAAGAAAUAGCCUUAGCCGACAUUACGGAAAAGAAAGUUUAUGAUAUUUGUCGGGAUUGUAGAGAAAAUAUUCUUCCCUUAUUGUUAGGAGAUAUGGUUUAUUCUCUGAAAAAACAAGAAAGUUUACCUACUAAAAUCCCCAACAUUUACCAAGCCUUAGAAGAGCAUCAAAUGCUAGCUCAUCACUAA